Ochotona curzoniae (black-lipped pika) is the source of this 1293-nucleotide messenger RNA. Its product is annotated as heat shock transcription factor, Y-linked-like. The transcript is spliced from 2 exons. The record is from RefSeq and is a predicted model, not a curated record. NCBI's taxonomy places the organism in Eukaryota, Metazoa, Chordata, Mammalia, Lagomorpha, Ochotonidae. Gene Ontology annotation, biological process: regulation of DNA-templated transcription. Gene Ontology annotation, molecular function: sequence-specific DNA binding; DNA-binding transcription factor activity. Bases 127 to 1293 code for a protein of 388 amino acids.
GUUAGUCUGGACAUUUCUUCUCAAGCAUUCAGAGGAACAACAGUCUUCAAAUCCUUCAGCAGAACCAAGGGACAGCAAUCAAGUUGCUUCGAGGAACUGAAGACAGAACUCAUUCCAGGUUUUAAGAUGUGCUGUGAGUGGCGGUGUCUGAGCCCAGACAUUCUCGUGGAAGCUCCAGAAAGUGAACAGCUAUUGCUUGAGGAUACUCACCUAAGGUCUGUGAUUGAAGAAGAAGCCUUUAAACUUUUAUCCCAGCAGUCCUUGCUGGACAGACCGUCUUCUCCUAGCGAUGGAUUCACUCAUCAGGAACAGAAUAACCAUCAUGUUCUGGGGUUUCCUAGAAAACUUUGGCAAAGAGUGGAAAGCCCUGAAUUCAAAUCGAUUUGGUGGGAUGAAGGAGGAACCUCCAUCGUGAUAGAUGUAGAGCAAUUUCAGACAGAAGUUUUAGAGAUGAAAGGUCAUUUCAGAAUCUUUGAAACGUGCAACAUGAAGAGCUUUGUUCGACAGCUUAACCUUUAUGGGUUCAGGAAGAUGCAGUCAACUUUUCCGCGAUCGGCUUCCCUAUUCCACUUUAUGCCGGAAUGUUGUGAUGUCUUAGGGACAAGCAAGGUGCAGUUCUUCCAUCACCCACAUUUCAAACAAGGCUGUCCUCAGCUCUUACGACAUAUUCUAAGAAGAGUGGGCAUUAAAAAGAAAUACCAGGCCCUGGAAUCCUUACUUCAAAAACUGCCCAAGGAGUCACGUCGAGCAGGGGAGGUUUUAGCAAAGAGUAAUGGAAAUGCAAGUGUUGUUCCACGGGACAACAUCAAUCCUCAAAACUAUGCAUGCUUUGGUGCAUCACCUCGCAGAUGCAGUCCAUCUGUAGCUGACACCUUGGCUCCUAGAACUGACGCAAUAAGAGGAGCCUCAUCAGCUCCAUCAUCAUCUUCUGCCAUACCAUCAGCCAUCAAGGACACACUCACACUUGAGAUUCCUCCUCAGUUGACAUCAAGUCAGUUGGUCUCAUCUGGUCAACAUCCUCAUUCUAGAGCCUCUGCCAUGAAUGUUGUUUCAACCACACAUUCUUCUUUGCAGAACUACACAAGGAUGCCACCGUGCACUCAUUCUUACCCAAUUAUGCCGCAGCCAUCUGGGUUUCCCCUCACAUACGUGGAAUUCUGGUCCCAUCAGCAAUCAUCUCAUCCCUCUUUCCUUGUAGGCAAUGCACACAUCCCCAGGAGAAUGAUGGCACAGCCAUCUUUUGCUUACUCUCUUACUCAUUUCCAAAAUGACCCCACUCACACUACAAAAUGA